This is a messenger RNA of Strongyloides ratti, 651 nucleotides long. RefSeq lists its product as hypothetical. The record is from RefSeq and is a predicted model, not a curated record. The transcript is spliced from 3 exons. The coding region runs from base 1 to 651 and encodes 216 amino acids. NCBI's taxonomy places the organism in Eukaryota, Metazoa, Nematoda, Chromadorea, Rhabditida, Strongyloididae.
AUGUUGGAAAAUGAAUAUUCUAUAGUAAAACAGAAAUCUUCAAAAACAAUAUAUAGCAAAGAGAAAUCGUUAAAAACAAUUAGACAUGACACUCAAAAACAAGAUGAUUCAUUUUUGUCACGUGAAAUGCAUUUGAAAAAUAUUUCAAUUACCAAGUUUGAAAAUGAUAAAGAUUCAACAAAAAAUAUUUGUAACUUUAAAAAAGACAAUGGAAAUAAUAAUUCAGUUUUAAAAUCAAAAUGUGGUAUGCCAAGUAUACUAGAUAUUUCAAGUUUAAAUAAAAAUGAAUCUAUUCAACAAAAAAGUUUAAAUUGUUUUAAAAAUCAAUCUAUCAGAAGAAAAUUUAUAAUAAAUAUUGUUGGACUCGUCAUUAUAAUGUUAUUAAUUGUUUCAGUCACAGUUUCAAUUACAUGUAUUCCUUCAAUUCGAAAAUGGCUUAGUUCUCCAGAAAAUAAACUACAUAUUUAUGGAAUAUUUUAUAUAACAUUUGCUUUGUGGGUGAUUGUUUAUCUUGUUACUGUUUGUUAUCUUCAAAUGAUAUUGAAUGAUGAAAGAAAUAAAAUUGGACCAAAUGACACUGUUUUUGCUGUAAUAAUCUUAUUUACUGAUAUAGUUCAUAUUUUUAUGAAUUUGAUUAUUGGAAUAUAUUAA